UCACUACCUGUUGCUAGGCCCAUACGAGAUUUCCUCUGUCAAAUAAACCUUUCCUCUUCCAAAGAAGCUGUACUAUUUGUUAACAUUCUGUGACGAGCCUUUUAUGCACAGCCGUUAGAAUCUUUUGGUCAUCUCAGCAACUAUGGAGAACUUGUAUGCAUGGCUCUCCAUGGAAAGCUGGAGAAAGAGAGAUCUGUGUGAGGCAGGUACAGUUUGCUGCUUGAGUGUUUGCCUGGGUGAAUUGCAAGUUGCACUGCUGCUGGUCUCUUUGUCCAAGGCUGGCAUUAUCCACUGGUUCAUGAUGGCAUAUAUGUGAGCGGGACUGAUAAUAUAUGGCAUCUAUGUGAAUGGACCUGGAUGAUUUUCAUGGAUCUCAAUAGUGCCAGUAGCAUUGUUCUUCAGGUCUUGACCCAAGCCACCAGUCAAGAUACUGCUGUGCUGAAACCAGCUGAGGAACAACUGAAACAGUGGGAGACACAACCAGGUUUCUAUUCAGCAUUGUUGAAUAUCUUCACAAAUCAUACCUUGGAUGUGAAUGUGAGGUGGUUAGCUGUGCUUUACUUCAAAAAUGGAAUUGACCGCUAUUGGAGACGUGUGGCACCCCAUGCCCUUUCAGAAGAGGAGAAAUCUACAUUGCGUGCAGGGCUUAUUGCCAAUUUUAAUGAGCCAGUAAAUCAGAUUGCUACCCAGAUUUCUGUGUUGAUUGCCAAAGUUGCUAGACUGGAUUGCCCUAGGCAGUGGCCAGAACUUAUUCCCACACUUGUAGAAUCUGUUAAAAUUCAAGAUGAUCUUCUCCAACAUCGAGCAUUGCUUACCUUCUAUCAUGUCACAAAGACUUUGGCAUCCAAACGACUUGCAGCAGAUAGAAAACUUUUCUAUGAUCUAGCUUCCGGAAUUUAUAGUUUUACCUGUUCCUUGUGGAAUCACCAUACAGAUACAUUCCUUCAACAGAUUUGUACUAGAGAUGAAACUGCUAUUAGUAAUUCACUGGAAAGAACACUGUUAUCUUUGAAAGUGCUUCGUAAAUUGACUGUUCACGGGUUUGUGGAACCCCAUCGGAACAUAGAAGUGAUGGAAUUUCUCAAUGCAGUAUUUGAGCGGCUAAAACAAUUUUUGGAAUGCAGUAGAAGUAUAGCAGCAGAUAAUGCGUGCAGAGAUCGUCUAGAAAAGACUAUAAUUCUUUUUACUAAAGUGCUCUUAGACUUCUUGGACCAACAUCCUUUUUCAUUCACCACUCUAAUUCAAAGAUCAUUGGAAUUUGCCGUGAGCUAUGUUUUCACAGAGACUGGGGAAGGAGUUGUUUUUGAACGAUUCAUAGUCCAGUGCAUGAAUCUGAUUAAGAUGAUCGUCAAAAACUAUGCUUACAAGCCAUCCAGAAAUAUGGAAGAUAGCAGCCCUGAAACUCUUGAGGCUCAUAAGAUUAAGGCAGCAUUUUUCACAUACCCAACAUUAACGGAGAUAUGCAGACGGUUAGUCACUCAGUAUUUCCUGUUAACUGAGGAAGAGCUGACCAUGUGGGAAGAGGAUCCAGAAGGCUUUACUGUAGAAGAGACAGGAGGAGAUUCUUGGAAAUACAGUAUCAGACCAUGCACGGAAGUGCUCUUCAUUGAUAUUUUUCAUGAAUAUAAUCAGACUCUUACUCCAAUUCUUCUAGAAAUGGUUCACAGUCUACAAGGUCCCACUAAUGUGGAUGAUACCCAGUCUCUACUGAUUAAAGAUGCUGUAUAUAAUGCAGUUGGACUGGCAGCAUAUGAGCUAUUUGACAGUGUGGAUUUUGACCAGUGGUUUAAAAACCAGUUACUAGCAGAAUUGCAAGUACCUCAUAACAGGUAUAAACCAAUACGUCGGCGAGUAAUCUGGCUGAUAGGGCAGUGGAUUUCUGUGAAAUUCAAGUCUGACUUGCGGCCUUUGUUGUAUGAAGCAAUCCGUAAUUUGCUUCAAGACCAAGACUUGGUGGUCCGUAUUGAGACAGCUACAACUCUGAAACUGACUGUGGAUGACUUCGAGUUUAGGACUGAUCAGUUCUUACCAUAUCUGGAAUCUAUGUUUACCCUGCUCUUUCAACUUCUUCAAGAAGUUAGAGAAUGUGACACAAAGAUGCAUGUUCUUCAUGUUCUUUCUUGCGUGAUAGAAAGAGUCAAUGUGCAGAUACGGCCUUAUGUGGGAUGUUUGGUUCAGUAUUUACCACUCCUUUGGAAACAAAGUGAAGAACACAAUAUGUUGAGAUGUGCUAUUCUUACUACCUUAAUUCAUCUUGUACAGGGCUUAGGAGCAGAUAGCAAGAACCUUUACCCUUUCCUGCUCCCAGUUAUUCAGUUAAGCACAGAUGUUUCCCAGCCCCCACAUGUGUAUCUUCUGGAAGAUGGAUUAGAAUUGUGGCUAGUGACAUUAGAAAAUAGUCCUUGCCUUACCCCAGAGCUGCUGCGCAUUUUUCAGAACAUGUCUGCACUUCUGGAAUUAAGUUCAGAAAAUCUCAGAACCUGCUUUAAGAUAAUCAAUGGCUAUCUAUUUUUAUCUCCAGCUGAGUUUCUCCAGGUCUGUGCAGCUGAGCUCUGCAAAUCCUUUUGCGAGAUCUUAAAGGAUAUAACCAACGAAGGUCAAGUUCAAGUUCUGAAGGUUGUAGAAAAUGUCCUCAAGGUGAAUCCAGUGUUAGGCCCUGAAAUGUUUCAACCUCUUCUGCCAUCAGUAUUUCGGGGAAUUAUAAAUGGGGAGAGGUACCCAGUUGUAAUGUCUACUUACUUGGGAGUCACUGGUAGAGUCUUAUUGCAAAAUAAAAGUUUUUUCUCAUUGCUUCUGAACCAGAUGGCAUGUGAGUUCAGCCAAGAGCCAGACCAGCUCCUUGGUCACAUGAUUGAAAUGUGGGUUGACCGCUUGGAUAAUAUAACUCAGCCAGAAAGAAGAAAGCUUUCAGCUCUGGCAUUACUUUCCCUUCUGCCAUCAGAUAACAGUGUUAUCCAAGAUAAAUUUUGCGGCAUCAUAAACAUAUCAGUGGAAGGGCUGCAUGACGUCAUGACUGAAGAUCCUGAAACAAGAACAUUCAAGGAUUGCAUGCUGAUGUCUAUUGCUGAAGAGCCCAAAGUGACAGAAGAUGAAGAACCUCCCACAGAACAGGACAAAAGGAAAAAGAUGCUUGCACUAAAGGAUCCAGUACACUCUGUGUCGCUGCAGCAGUUUAUAUACGAGAAGCUAAAAGCACAACAGGAAUUGCUGGGAGAACAAGGCUUUCAGGCACUCAUGGAAACUGUGGAUACAGAAAUAGUCACACAGCUACAAGACUUCUUACAAGGAUUCUGAAUAAACAGAGACAAGAUCUUCUAAAUCUCAUCCUUGACUUCAGCAUUCUAAGGGAGAACUUUCAUUUGCUUGCAAAAACUAACUUAAAGAGCAUUUCUGUUCAAAAUUAGGAAAUAGAAGCUAUUGAACUGGAUUUUUUUCUCUGCUUAAGUCAGGAUUGAAAAAGUAAAUGUAAGGGUUCUCCUAAUUAAUUUUAUAUUCCUGUUUCACAAGACUGCAGUUUCUGUAUGAAGUAAAGGUUUGCAGGACUAUAAAAUGCAGCUGUUUAAUUUACUGUUAUUAGAAUGGUAAUGACUUUGAUCUUAUGUGCUCUUAACACUUUUUUCAGAGUAGAAGCCAUGAAGAUUUUUCUGCAAGCAUAUAAGCUGACAUGGGCUGCCUUAUACUUUUAUUUACUAGUAAAACUGUAAUUAAAUUUAAGAUUUUUAAAGAGCUGAAGAGUUACAGCAGCAAAGGAUGUAAAGCAUAUUUGUCCUUAAUCAAGCAAUUUAAAUAGUAUAAAUAUAGCGUUAUAAAUAGUGGAAAGUAUUCUAAAGGUUUCCUCUAUGGGGAGUUGAACACUAGUCUUUUGCAUGAAAAGAGAAUUAAUGAAGUGUUUUAAAUUCACUAUGUUGAUUCCAUAGGAGGAAAGAGUUUAGUAAUUUUUCUCUUGUUUUCAUUUGCGGCACAUAAACCCAGUGAUGGAUUUAUCUGUGCCUGAAAUCCAGCUUGAUCCUUGAUCUGCUCCUCCCAAGAUGCUGGGAAGUGAAUGUAUUUUAUACCCUUUUGGGGGGAAAGUGAUGGGAUAUGUAUUUUCUGGUGGUUAAGGAUGUGAACCAAAUUUUACUAGCCAACAUCCAAACUAAUGUCAUGCUAGCAGAAGAGUAUUUCCGUCACACAUGGAGAGAGGGGCAAUUUUUGCAAAUCCCUCUUUCCAUUUGCUGCUGCCUCUGCCUCCCAAAAAUAUGUCCCUUACAGUUCCCAACCCACAAGAUAUAUUUUUGGAAGGCACAGGCACUUGCACAGAGAAGGGAAGAUUGUUGAAAACCAUCUCCUCCCCCUUAUGCAUGAUGGAAAGUGCUUUUCUGCCAGCAUAACAUUAGGCUGGAUGUCUAUUAAUUUUAUAUACAUCAGUGGUGGAAUGGACAUGAUGGACUUCAAAUUAUUCACACAGUAUUCAUGUAGGAAAAUGAAGAUCAGGGGAAGUAAGCUGGGAGAGCGUUUGGUUCCAAUUUAAAAAAGAGUAUUAAUGUCUCCUGCUCCCAUCCCAAUGUUUCUCAUAUACCUCCUAUUCUAAGAAGAGGCUUUCUCUCUUUUCUUCCUCCCCCCCCCUUUUUAGACAAGGCUUCCUCAGUAAUCAAUAAUUCCAACACAAUGUCCACCUGAUAAGAAAUCAGUUUUUAAGGAAACUGUUGACAAUAUACUACCAAAGUGUAGUAUAAUACAUGUGCUAAAAGCCAACUUAUAUGUAUAACUAUGGGGGACAAAGAUCUUGUAAACUGUAGAUUACAAAAUGUACUAGAAAAUAAAUUGUGAUGCUUCCAAACUGCAAAACAGUAAAAUUUCAAUUAAUUUUCUCAAA
Hemicordylus capensis (graceful crag lizard) is the source of this 4855-nucleotide messenger RNA. RefSeq names its product importin 11 (gene IPO11). Gene Ontology annotation, biological process: protein import into nucleus. NCBI's taxonomy places the organism in Eukaryota, Metazoa, Chordata, Lepidosauria, Squamata, Cordylidae. The transcript is spliced from 30 exons. Gene Ontology annotation, cellular component: cytosol; nuclear envelope. The record is from RefSeq and is a predicted model, not a curated record. Gene Ontology annotation, molecular function: small GTPase binding. The coding region runs from base 358 to 3294 and encodes 978 amino acids.